Haliotis rufescens (red abalone) is the source of this 1275-nucleotide messenger RNA. RefSeq lists its product as uncharacterized. The record is from RefSeq and is a predicted model, not a curated record. Lineage: Eukaryota; Metazoa; Mollusca; Gastropoda; Lepetellida; Haliotidae. The transcript has 4 exons. Bases 138 to 1049 code for a protein of 303 amino acids.
UGCUGGGUGAACAGGCCCAUUGUUCUGUUGAUUCAGACCUAUGCAGACAUUGUAAGAAGUUGUGAUUAUAAGGAGAUACGGUUCAUCAGUUAUCUGUGUUGUUUCAAAUCCAAACUCGACCACAUUCGUCAGUAAGGAUGCCACGAAUAGUCUACAUACCACCUGACGAUUUUGAACCAUUACCGGAAUGGAUGGAAGGUUCGAAUGUUGGUAAGUCGAGGAAGGUUGGUGGCGGUGACGGAGAGUCUGGGAGACGGAUGAAGAAAGGAAGAGAGCAGAAGACAAGAGGAAGCAGGAAAGAGAUGGAGAGAAUGAGGAGAUAUGAGGAGAGCAUGAAGAGGAAGGCGAAGAUGGUGAAGGAGGAUAGAAAAAGGAGCAUCAUGGCGGAUAGUCCUGAUAUGACACAGAUUUCUUUGAGAGAGGCGAGAAAGAACGGACAGAAAGCAUCUAAGAAUGAUAAAGUGAUCAGAGAUGCAGGAAAGAGGUGGCAGCUGGGAGAUGGAUUCAAACUAACUCUUCAGAAAGACGCAGACAGCACUGGAAGAUCUAAGAGUGGGAGGAAGAAUCGAAACAGGCGGCAUAGAGAUGCGAGGAAGGAGGGUGUGGUUGUUGGGGUGGAGCGAGUUAGAGGCAAAGAGAAGGUGAAGGAAUGGAUGGCUAAAGUCCAUAUGGCGAAUCUGAUGGCCACCAGUGUCCAGGAGGUCAGCUCGGAGUCUUUCAGUAACCACACUGAAAGAAAUGUCGAUGGUUUUGACAUUGUGUCUCCGUGGCCCAUCUCACGCUAUUGCAUGGAAGAUUCUGAUUUCAAGUUAAAAGUCCAAGCUCAUUGCAACAACAGCGACCCCUCAGACAGCCAUGACCUUGGUGAGCGGCCUGUCAAUUUUCUGUACUCCCUGUUUGGCCGCCCAGCACCAGACACCGGGGAUGUCAAGGAACACUCAGAUGAACAGAUGACCCCUGGAGUGAAGUGUCAGAAAAGUGAAUCUAUUCGGAAACGAUUUUCCUCGGCUCUCCAUAGACUCGCUCGCUUCCUCCACAGAUCAAGAUAGACUUGAAACCAACACCGUUCCUUAACUCUGAACUUUGCUGCUGUCACCAUGUGUAAAUUAAUCAAAACUUUGACAGAAUAUUUAAAAAUUGUUUUUGUAUCCAUUUUAAACAUAUUUAAUCAUUUCCUAUUUUAUAUAAUAUGUACAUAAAAAUGCUGUUCAUGUCUUUAACAAGACUGAAUUAAAUCAUCUUCACCAUACAGCUUAUAUUUGUUGCCUGAGUUUG